AUGGCUUUUUCAAUUAUGAGGCUUGGAUUUCGAUCGGCCGCGUUGAAUGUGGAGAGAUCUGCGGCUGUCCUUUCCAAUACCAGUGUUCAAAAUCAAAUAAAGUUCAUCCAUACAAAAGUAUCAUGCAACGGCAAAGUUUGCUAUCUCCAGUCUAUGCAAGAACCUCGGGAGCUCGAUGUGUCGGAGGUCGCGAAUGCCCUUAGAAGGAACUACAGCAAACAACACGGAAGACCCGAAGAAAACCGGAGGAAACAGCUAUCCGACAGUGAGAGUGACUCGGAUUCCGAUAAAGGUUACAAAGGAUUCGAUCGAUCAGAAUUCUGGCGGCGGAAAAUGCGUACAGUACACAAUAUACUGGAUGUAGACAAGGACGGGCUGAUCUCAUUCAAUGACUUCCUUCUCUUUUCCGAACGAUUUAAGUCCUUAGGACACUUGGACGACCAACAGGCGAAGGAGUUCACAGAUAUUAUAAAAUUAACAUGGGAAGAACAAUGGGGUGCGAUAGACCCCUACAAUUUCGUUACUGUGGAGCAAUAUCUAGAAGAUAUGCAGCACAUGUUAAACGACAAGACUCUAAAAAAGAAGGCGCAUAAAUGGCUGCCAUAUUUGUUUAAGGCAGUAGACAAGGACAAGACCGGCUACAUAUCGGUGAAGGAGUUCAAGCUGUUCUUCCAGUGCCUCGGCCUCGACAACGAACACGCGGCCGUUGCCUUCGCUGUCAUAGACACUAACGGGGACGGAAAGAUAUCUCUCAAGGAGUUUGUAAAACUCGGAAAGGAUUUCUUCUGUACAGAGGACGAAUCGAGAGUCUCCAAAAUGUUUUGGGGACCGCUUAUUGAUGUA
Brenthis ino (lesser marbled fritillary) is the source of this 843-nucleotide messenger RNA. The record is from the annotation of a GenBank genome assembly. NCBI's taxonomy places the organism in Eukaryota, Metazoa, Arthropoda, Insecta, Lepidoptera, Nymphalidae.